AUGAGAUCCCCACCACCCGAUGUCCUUGCCACAUGGCCCAAGCCGAACUAUCUCGACCCCGUCACUAGAGGACCGAGCUUGAUGAUUGUCGAGUUGACUCUGCUACCCAUUGCUAUGAUCGUCGUCUUCCUUCGACUCUGGGUUCGAAUAUCAUGGCUGAAGAAGAGCUGGUAUGACGACUAUCUCAUGAUUGUGGCCAUGAUCUUCAGUAUCGGCACCACAGUCAUUGUCAUCAUGGCAUCCCAACUGUACGGUUGGGACCGCCAUGCAUGGGACCUAACUCCGCAUGAGAUGAUGGUCGGGCGACAGGCGUCCAUUGCAGGUCAAACCCUAUUCGUCCUCGCCUCCUCUACCGUCAAGAUGUCCAUUCUCGUGUCUUACUUUCGCAUCGCACCAGAGAAGUCGCUCUUCCGAAAGCUCGUCUGGGCCACCUUCGCCUUCGUGUUUGCUGCCUUUGUUGUUUUCAUGGUUGCACUAUGGGUGCAAUGCAUCCCAAUCUCCAGCUACUGGGAACUGAGAUCCGACCACCGUGACUGUAUCCCAGAAGGACCCCCACUGGUCGUACAAAGUGUCCUUAACGUAGUUACCGACUUCAUCAUCUACGCCUUGCCAGUUCCGACGCUCUUCUCGCUUUCUCUUCCAUGGACUCAACGCAUUGGACUCGUCGUUCUCUUCUCCGUCGGCGGCGUCAUUGUCGUUGCUAGCAGCUUCCGAGCGUACUGGGUACACUACACCCUCUUCAAAACAUACGAUGCCACAUGGGAAGGAUAUCAGAUUUGGGUGUGGACUGCGGUAGAAACAAACGUCGGCGUCAUCUGCGGGUGCAUCCCAGCGCUCAAGCCACUGCUCUUCCCGAACCGAGCGAGACAACAAGGAUCGAGGUACGGAUACGGCUCGCAAAACAGCAGAAGGAAGGAGAAAGUCACGCCAGUCCUCGACCAGGUCGAGCUGGACACGCGUAAACUCACAGAGAAUGACGACUCGCAGCUGGGGACUGAGAUCAUCUCAGUACACCAUGCUCCGUCGGAACGACCGAUGAGUGGUGAUACGCACAACACAGAUAAGAGUCGUUACGAUAUCGAUAUAGAGCAGCAAAAAGUUUACAUGUACUGAUUGCGCUGUGCAGCACAUAAUUUCUACCUUUACCCAUU
Messenger RNA from Pyrenophora tritici-repentis Pt-1C-BFP, 1151 nucleotides. RefSeq lists its product as uncharacterized. The record is from RefSeq and is a predicted model, not a curated record. NCBI's taxonomy places the organism in Eukaryota, Fungi, Ascomycota, Dothideomycetes, Pleosporales, Pleosporaceae.